Messenger RNA from Corythoichthys intestinalis (scribbled pipefish), 6812 nucleotides. Its product is annotated as GTP-binding protein 8-like. Gene Ontology annotation, molecular function: GTP binding. The record is from RefSeq and is a predicted model, not a curated record. The coding region runs from base 168 to 1031 and encodes 287 amino acids. Gene Ontology annotation, cellular component: mitochondrion. The transcript has 9 exons. NCBI's taxonomy places the organism in Eukaryota, Metazoa, Chordata, Actinopteri, Syngnathiformes, Syngnathidae.
GUAUACGUGUUUCACACGGACCUAUUUAAGCGUGCACCCAAUGUUUUUGCAGAGCGACAUAACUUGAUGAACUUCAUAACAUUGCGUUUAUUAAUACCGUUUAGCAAAAGUAAAAAUAUUUGAAGCCGUGCAGACACAUUACAGCCAGGUCUGACCUUUGAGGGAAGAUGAUUUAUCUACAUCCUCUUUCAUGGCUUCAACCUGGGAUUAAGAUGUGCACUUUCCCACAACACAGAAUUCACAAGUUGGCAUCACUGCAAGAGGCAAGAGUUCGAUACCCAAACAAAGUGAAAAGCUUACUUUACCCUUUUACAGAUGUAGAGACUUACCUGGACAGCUCUGUGGAUAGGACACAAUUUCAGCUCUUCCAUCCCUGCAUGAAUGAUCUUCUUAAAGCUGAAAAGCUCUUCUGUUCCUCACCGUCCCAUAAGAUUGAUUAUUAUGUGUCAGCAGAGAGGAUGGACCACUCACCUGCACUGAAACAACCCGAGGUGUGUUUCAUUGGCCGAAGCAAUGUGGGAAAGUCAUCUCUUGUUAAAUGUCUGUUUUCUCUGAGUCCAAAUGUGGAAGUCAGAAUCUCCAAAACACCUGGUCACACAAAAAAGAUGAACUUCUUUAAAGUGGGCAGGGCUUUCACCAUUGUGGACAUGCCAGGUUAUGGAUACAAAGCACCCAGAGAUUUUGUGGAAAUGGUUGAACCUUAUCUCUACUCGAGGAAGACUCUCGUCCGGACAUUUAUACUGGUGGAUGGCAGUGUUGGACUGCAAAAGACUGAUCACAUUGCCCUAGAAAUGUGUGAGGAGACUGGAUCUCCUUAUGUGAUGGUGGUGACGAAGAUUGAUAAAUGUAGUCGUGGUUCACUACUGACAAACCUAUUGAAAUUUCAAGAUGUUAUUAAAACACAGACAUCUAGUUGCUUCCCCCAGCCGUUUUUGGUCAGCUCCCUCCAGUUUUCAGGGAUCUACCUCCUGAGAUGCUUUAUUGCUCAUAUUACGGGAAAUCUACAGCUAAAGGACACCUCUCAAAGUUGAUUUGUGUUAAAAGAAGGUAUUAAAGGUCAUGUGUCGCAGUUUUCUCAGAGAUGUCUCAGAAGUUUUUUUCUUUCACUGUCUCUCAGGGAGAGUCUUACAUUAACGUUAUAGAUGUGAAGCGUUAGAGAUCUUGAAAGAAAACUUUUUUGACUGCUGUUAGGUUUAACCCCUCACACUCUAAAGCUGUCUUAUAGACAAGUUUCCGGAGCCAAUCAAUCGGCGCCAUCUUGGAAAAUUUCUGCGCUGAACUUCUGGUUUAGACAGAACAACAUGAAGUGCGAUUGACGUAAGCAUUGUGUUGACAAAGUUAAAACUGCAAAAUUAAACCAGAGGAACUCACGGAAUCUCCAAAAAUGGCUACAUGGAAAAACCUGGUCUUUGUGGUGGCACGGGCUUGAUUCCACAUCUGCCUUCAUGAACAUGUUGUUCUCCCAUGUCGUGAUGAUGGAUGAUGGCAGAUGGAAGUGGUAUUUCCAAAUUGUCUUUUUGAGGGAUUUUGAUGAGUAAUGUUACUCCAGCUUCACUUUUGUUUCGAAUGGAAAAAGUGUAAAACGGAAGGCGUGAGCAGAAAUGCCAAAGUAAAGCAGAAGCACCUCGGAAACUUGUCUACUGACUUGUCUAUUCUCCUGUCAAUAUAUAUUGCACAUUAUCAAUAUUUUCUCAUAUCAUCAGCUCAUAUCAGGCAUUGAAUCUAAAAUCAAACUUUUUAAAAGCUCAAAGUAGCCUUGCUGAAACAGUUAAGGCAAAUGCGUCAUGGGAAUGUCUGUAUUUGAAUUGCAAAUAUAUGGAAAAUGUUUUUAAAACUGAAUUGGUUGAUUGUGCUGCUUGUCUACGCAUAAAAUACAAGAAACAUUGAACGUGCGGAGUGUUUAAAGUUGGGGAAAUAAAAGUCAAGAUUAGUAGUUAACUACGGUCAUAACUUUUAUAGAAAGUAGUGUUAAAGGGUCAAGGUCAUAUGAUAAAUCUUUCAUAGUGCCAUUGCUCUCGCUCAUAAAAGGCAAUGGGCUUGUUUCUUUCAAACAUUACGAAGGAAAAAUAAAGUAUUAUCUCGAGUCUGAUCAUGACACCCAUUUUAAUAGUCGCAGGACACGGAUUCUUAAAAUUGAAAGCAUCCCUAAUGAGGAACAAGUAGAGAGGAAAGAUAAAAGGUGGCGAAGAUAAAGAUUAGAUAAGGCACGCUACCUACAGCUGGUAUUUUAUUAUUCGCGUUGUCAUGCAAUGCAGAGAAAUUGUGAAUUUUAUGAGUGUUCCUAGUGAGUGAAUCAGAGCUUAAAUUUUUUAUGCUCUUUUUUUGUGCAAUGAUGAUAAAGGAAAUCUAUCUAGGAAACAUACAAUAGAUUACAAUGCUUCCCCAAGUAGAUAUUACUUUUAUUACUCUCAUCAUGACUCACCUCAACAACAUAGCUAGUUAAAAAAAGACCGUCAUAUCAAAAAUGCAUUUGUCUGCUAAAAUGUGGUAUGUUCAAUGUAUAGUAUAUGUAUAGCAUGCUCUAGCUAUAAAUUGAAAAUUGUCUUCGCUAAGUAGGCUUCAAAAUGGGGGAAAAAAUAAGGUUUCCCCGUCACAUCUCAUACGAUUACUGACCUCAAACCACAGCUUGCUCAUGAGCAGUGUUGUUAAUCUUACUUCAAAAAAGUAAUUAAUUACAGUUACAAAUGACUUCUCCCGAAAAGUAAUUGCGUUAGUAACUCAGUUAACGGAAUGUAAGAGUAAUUAGUUACUUGGCAAAGUAACUGGUGAUAAUUUUUUUUUUUUCUCAAAAAAACAAACAAACAAACAAACAAACAAAAACAGGUCAUACAAUGGGACGUUUUAAGGGUUUUUGGGACAAUUGGCCCUAGCCUAAUUUUUUACCCUUAACUAGACACAGGGGUAUAGCGGAUAUUGCGAUAACUAGAUAGUAACCUUUGCUAUGUGUGGAAGUCAUUUAAUGUUGUGAAUCAACCGUUAAAGUUGUUAAAACUGCUCCUGUUAUUGCAUGAGGUCCCCUCUGUCUACUUUCGACAUGUGUAAGUUUUAAAACUGGUUCAUCAUUUAAAGAUAGAUUGAAGUUAAGUUUUGCCGAUUUAGGAGCAUUUUAGAUAAAAAGUUUCUUAGGUUCGCUAGGAAGGUUCUCUACAACAGAGCCUUCCUGAGAAGUCUACUGCUUUAAGAUGGCGGCUGUUUACUAACUCAUCUAGUUCUUUAUACAUGUUGCUAAUGCCGCCAUGUCUGUCAUUUGCAUCUAGUUCUGUAUAUAUGUGAUAUCUAUCGUAUCAUUAUGUGGACGUAGUUUGUAGGCUAUAGGCUACAGUCAGGUAUUAUUGGAGCCACCUAGCAUAGUAGUAGGAGUGGAAACUUCAGGGCACCUCACGAUACGAUAUGAUUCGCGAUACAAGGCUCACGAUAACGAUUAUCUCACGAUAUCACAAAACAGCAAUUAUCGGUAUAUUGCUCAGAAAUUUGAUACAUGAUAUUCUACGAUAUUACUCUUGAAAUGAAAAAAAAAAAAAGAUAUUUCAAAAAAGAAAAAGUACUGUUUAAGUCAUUUAUCAAACAGUGACACCUUUUCUGUGCCACAUUGCUGUAAAAUAUGAAUCUACUGCAAAUUGUGUACCUGCACAUAUAGAGGAAACAAACCACAACCACUGAUAUCUCUUGGAGAGAUCAUGAUGAAUGGCACCCUUACUUUUUUUAGUUUUAAAUCCUUUUAAAAAAAAAAAAAAAAAAAAAACAGUGCUGUAGGUGUCAGUCAGCAGUUGAGCUUGGAGUGGGGCAAUGAUAAAAUUAGUGGGUCUUUUUUUCGUAUAUGACCUUUGUUACCAAAAGCAUUGGUUUGAGCACUUCCACCAUCUGCUUCAGCAUUUGAGAUGUCGGACUCAGUCACAAUUUUCCUCACCUUAAAAACAACAAAAUACAACAAAAAAUAUUAGUUACUUAAUAGCUGUUGAGUUGAAAUCCUGAUUUUUUGUGUUGGAAGUAUUGAGUGAAUUAAAAAUUUUUAAUUGAAUGUAUAGAAAUAAAAAAUGCAAUAAUUACCUAUUUUUAAUACGUAGGCUACAUUAAUUGUUAUGCACAUCACCUUACAUAUCUUGGAAGCUUGUCAAACCAUUUUUAUAGCUUAUUGCAUCAAAAUGGCAGUAAUAACAGUUUGUGUAGUAAACUAGAUGGAAAGUGGUUCUCAAAUAAUAUCAAAUAAAUCAGUAAGUUCAUGUAGGCUUGUUCGGUAUUCAUUUUCAUCCAGUUUAGGGUCCUGGUUUAUUUUAUAUCACUCAACACCAAAUGUCAUCAAAAUAAUACAUGUAAAAUAAAAAAUAAAUUACAUUGCAAAACUUUCUUACCUCGAGUGAUGAAAGUGAAGCAGUGAAGACAUCCGUGUCCACUUCGUCACCAGCUGGCAGUGAACCUUAUUUUUGUUAGACAAUUCUUGCAUACAGCAAAGUCCUUGUUCACCUUACUUCCUUUCUUGUUGGUGUAAAAUCUCAAGUGUGUCCACAUGUGUGAUUUGUAGCAAUAUUUUUGUCACUUUUUCCUCCACCGUUUCCACGAAGCUUUUUUAUUUUUUUCAACCCACUUGGAGCUUCCUCUCUUCUUCUCUCAAAGGAUUGUGGGCACUUUACCUUCACAGCGACUCAUGAGCGCCCCUAGUGGACCGUCAAGGAAUUAAUCAACAAACACUGAUCAGUUUACAGCAUCCAAUGGACCAACCGAUCGGGUUGCAAAAUAUCGCGAUAUAUCCAGAGGCGUAGCAAGGGUUCCCGGGGGCCCCAGGCAACAAGCAACAUGGGGCCCUUCGAGCGUGUGCAAGUAAGUGGGACAGUUGGACUUGGAGCAAUAGAAGAAAGAGUUGCAACACAAAAAUACCACCAUCGGAUGCGGAGGUAUAUACCUUUGUGUGAAAUCAGUAAUCAGAUUGGCCCUACAACCCACAAUAUUCAAAUUAUUCCGUAAAAACCACUGAUUGAUGGACUACUGACCGAAAUGAGUAUAAAAUUUGUUAAUAAAAUUGUUUAGGAUUAUUUUAGAUGCAUAUAUGUUAUAUUUUUCUUCUAGAGUAUUCGACGAGGAAUACAAUAGACCCAUUAAUACACUUUUUUUGGAAAAAUCAUUUCUUUAAGUAGUCACAUGAAUAAUGAGGUGGCCUGUGAAAAUCAAUGUGGAACAACUCGACAAAGACUUUCCAGAGAGUGCUUGGUGAGUCACUCUUUAAACAAUCAUGUGGUAUUAAUAGCUGAUUGGACUUUCUUAAACAUGUAUAAUCUAUGUGACAUGGUUAGCGCUGAUUGGGAUUGAUAACAGAAUCGUUAGAAAAAUCUGCCAAAUGAUUCCAUGGUAUGAAACACCCUCUACACUUGUCGCUGCGACAGUGCAGUUAAGCUGCGCGUGCUAAAACUGUUGGCCCUCUGGGGGCCCCUGCUGGCUGGGGGCCCUAGGCAGUUGCCUGGUUUGCCUAAUGGGCCGCUACGCCUCUGGAUAUAUCGCUGUAUCGAGAUAUUGUCACACUCUUACAUAGAAGCAUCGUGUUUGCAAAGGCGUCACACUCCCUUGCCUCUUCCCCACUCCUGCUCUGCUCUCUCGUCUCCGUGAGUCCGUCUUUACUCGCGUCAGUCAACCAACAUAGUAAUGCACACCUUUCCCGCCUCGGUAACGGCGUUGCCACGAUGAGAAAAUUAAUUGGAUUACUACUACUGAAGAAAAUAACGCCGUUAGCAACGGCGUUAUAUUCUACCGCCGUUAUUAACAACACUGCUCAUGAGUCAACUGGGAAUCAACUUUUUAGGACUACAACUUUUUUCGGCUUGUUUCUAGCUACCCAAACUUCAUCUUCCAUGCCAACGAGACUUCUUAGCGUGUACGCAGGGAUAAGCAUCACUCUCGAUCACAUUUUGUGAUUCGCCUCGCCUGGGCAUCGAGAGCUGGUCCCCAGAAGAAGUAUCCCUCAGCCACGUUUUCGGUCCCUCUUCCGUGGCAGCAGGGUUUGAUGGGAGGUGUCAUAAAACAGAUAAUGUCCACGCCGGUGAAUUUCCUUUAACAGCAAGACUUUAUUCGACUUUGGUUAUCAACACUGUUUUUUGUCAUCUCCCCCUUGCCUUUGCACAAUAACUCACCAGCAUAGCAACAGACAUAACAAUGGAUUGCGCUGUCGUAAUUCUCUUACAGGAAUGCUAGCACUUUACAUAUAUUCGUAACAUACUGUAUGUGGCAGGAGGAAGUACAUGAAAUGUACCCGUUACCUCCCUCGACACACUGCUGUGAAGUGAGCCGCAUUUUCUAUUCGUGGUCAAGCCAGUCGCACUGUCUUUUCAGAUAUGUUUCCCUUUCAAGUUUUAUCAUACAAAGACAACGCAUGUGGAUUCCGUAAGCUUUAUAAUAGAAAAUCAUGACACUCACGUCAUGUGGAAGUGUAGUCCCGUGGUCUGCGCGUUUGCCUGUCACAUGGGCAACGAAGGUUUGAAUCUCGCUGGAGACCUUUAUUUACUAUUCCUGACUAAUAAAAACACUAGUGUGCAGUUAAGCUUACAUUUCAUAUAAUUGUGUGACAUAUUGUAUUGUAUACUGAUUGUAUUCAAUUUGUGAUCAUAGUAAUAGUAAUACUGCUCCAACUUGCUGGCCAAGUUUUGUCAGGGCUCCUUGAUUGCAGGCUUGAGACCAGACGAGUGGAACGGUGACAGCUGCGAGCCAUAACAAUCAGCCGCCUUUAAAAACCAGCUCGUCGGUGCCGCUCGUCGCCAGACCAACACUUUCAACUUUCUCGAUUCCCCGUGCCUGCUCCCAGAAUUGUACCGACGCCUGAUUGACUUCCC